GAGAGAGAGAGAGAGAGAGAGAGAGGAACCUGUACGGUUGUACAAGGAGAUCCAGGAAUCCGCCAGAGAUAAUAAUAAUUGCACACCAUUUUUUUGCAGAGUUGAACCACGGGUCGCUGUUGUCAGUCGCUGCACUGGAAGACACAGUGUGUGUCUCCUCUUGUCUCUGCCGGAUCUGGACUUUUUAUUUUUUGCUUUUUGGAGAGCUGCACCGGUCUUCUCAUUUUUUUUUUAUUUUUUUUUUUGUGGUGUGAGUGUUUGAGCUCAGCGGUGUCUGAACUGGUGAAUGAUAUGAAGUAUGUGCAGGCCGUGCUAUAGAGACCUCACUGUCACAUGAUCUGGAAUCAUCUAAUGAGCUUGAAACUGAAGAGAUUCAAGAGAAGCCAAUAAAAUGAAGAACAGAAGUGGGGCGGAAUAACAAACCUGAUGAACAGACCUCUCAACAUUUCUGUCAACUUUUACAAAAUGAUGACCUGGAAUUGAGUGAAACUCUUCCCUUUAUGCGGAAGAGACAAAGACAUUGUUAAAUCUAAAUUUGGUACCUUUUUUAGUCUGAAAAGAAAUCCAUAUUACUUGUCUGAAUAAAUGUUAUAUCUACAUGUGUUGGUUUCUAUGGUGCCAGUGGCCCCUAGAUAGUUUGAGCCAUCAUCAACGUCAUUCAUUGACAGUGCUAGAUGAAGAUGGAUAGAUGGUGUUGCAUCCAGUAACUGGAGAGUGUUAAAUGAGCUGCUGUGUAAGCAGCUUCAUCUCUGGAUGAUUGAAGGCAGAUUGCAUUUUAACUGACCAACAAAGGCACACUAGACAUCUCUCGAUGUGCAACUGCAGAUAGCAGUAGUUUCAGGUUGUAUUGAGCUUGUGAAAGGCCAGGUAGACAGGGUAGUAUAGUUUGUGCAAUGAAUCCUAAAGGCAGCGUGGAGGUGAUGGAGACCCAGACCCGAAGUCAGAAGGAGAAGCUGGCUGAAGACCCGAUCAACAUUGGCAACGAGGUUGAGGGUGAGGACGGCAAACUCCCCGGGGCUUACAACUGCAACGUUUGUGGACGCAGCUUCCCGUUCCUUAGCUCUUUGUCCCAGCAUAUGAGACGCCACACUGGUGUGCGCCCUUACAAAUGCCCCUACUGUGACCACAGGGCCUCUCAGAAGGGCAACCUCAAAGUUCACAUCCGCAGCCACAAACUGGGCACGCUCUCUAGCCACCACUCCAAUGAGGAUGAAGAGGGUGGGGCCGAGGAGGAGGAGAUGAGUGUUUCAGAGGGUCUCGACGGAGGUACGAGUCCAACUAAGAGCAGCUCCGCCUGUAACCGGAUGAUCAAUGGAGACAGUGGUGAGGAGAGUCGGAGGAAAGUGCCUGGGAGGAGCAUGAAAAGAGAGAAGCCUGUUACCGACCAGAGGCCUUACUGUUGCCGUCUGUGUGGCUACGAGGCCCAUCGAGAAGACCAGCUCCUCAGUCAUAUUGAAAAGGUCCACAUAACAGCAGAUACAGAGGAGGAGACCCCUGUCAAGGAAGAGGCUGUGCCCGAACCUGAUGUGGUCCAACCCCAGAGUGAUGGGACCUUCCCCUGUGAGACCUGUGGCCAGAUUUUUACCCAGGCCUGGUUUCUAAAGUCACAUAUGAAGAAACAUGCAGGGAUCCUGGACCACUGCUGUCGUAUUUGUGGACGACGGUUCCGGGAAGCUUGGUUUCUCAAAUCGCACAUGAAAACACACAACAGCAGAGCCAGGUCAAAGUCAAAAGCAGAAUCCACUGAGCAACCGGCCACUAUCAACGACGUAGCCCAGGAUCCUGAAAUUGUCACUGGGUCUGCAACAUCCAUCUAUCAAAUGUGUUCCAAAUGUGGGAACCUGUUCCACGACAAAGAGAGCCUGAGGGCCCAUGACAAAAUCCACAGUCCAAGUCAUGGCAGGAAAUCCCAGAACCAGUGCAGACUCAGUGAUGAUGAGGACUCACCAGCUGCUAAGAGACGUUACCUUGACUACUUUAACCUCCAGCCUGUUGAGAAAAAGACCCUGGAUGAAAAAGAGAGUGAGAAGAGGAUGCUAGGUCAAAGAAUCCCAGAGCUGGAUCCAGUUUGUAGCUACCAGGCCUGGCAAUUAGCUACUAAAGGAAGGGUUGUUGAGCCAGUGGAGGGGAGUUCCAAGGCCUCCUAUGGGGGAGGAAGUGUGGGGGAGGAGGCCCUCGCCGGAGCUGCUGUGGUUUUUGAGAAGGAAAGCAGCCGUUACGUCCUGCAAGGUCAAGAGAAACGCAGCUCAGGCCGACGCAGCAGCUCCGGAUUGGGAAGCCGUGCUUCUUCAGGGGACCGGACACCAGAGAGCCUCAGCGACUCGGAGUACCGGCCUUCGUCUCGCCAGGACCGACGGCGACCAUCUUCCUCGAAGUCUAACGAGUGCUUUGAGUGCGGGAAGGUGUUUCGCAGUCGUCACCAGAUGAUCGUCCACCAGCGGGUCCACAGUAAGCACGGAGGUAGGGCAUCUGCGGGACACAAUGAAAGAACUGCAAGAGACGACCGAUGGGGGUCCACCAGUGAUCCAGAGUCAGGCUCCCCCAGCCGGCCCUGCACCCCUGGGUAUGGAGACUCUCCACCAGCCUCCACCCUUGGAGACCAGGCCUCAGAGAUGGGUACCGCAAAAUCUGGAGAGAUUGCAGAUGAGAAGCCUUACAUCUGCACCCUUUGUGACUUCGUCACCCCAGAGUUGCAGGCCUAUUUGACUCACGUCCGGGUCCAACACCCGGCUGUCCCCGGAGAUAGACCCAGUCCCGUUCCCAGCCCAAGCUCCAGCUCGGAAAGAGGCACCCGAAGUGGUUAUCCCAAGCUGAAGAAAGCUCUUCUUCAGGGGUUGAACAACUCUGCAUCCCCACCUGCGUACCUUUCAGCUCGAUCCUCCUCGCUCGAUCCCAGCAUGACCCCUGUGGAUCUAUGUGUGAGGGCUGAGGGUUGCAGGGGCCUAGCCUCCCUAAUCCAGGACAGGAAGAGCCUCCCUAGCCACAAGUGCUCCUUCUGCUCCCACUCCACCCGCUACCCCGAGGUGCUCUGGGUGCACCAGACUGUGGCUCACCGCAUCAACAGCAGCAGCUCCAAUCUUGCUCCUAAAUGGGCUCUCAAACACAGCUCCAAGGGCUCCAGGGACAACUUAUUAUCCUCCAGGAGACGCACUGGUCCCCCGCCAGUCCUGGAGGGAAAGGAAUGCCCACCGCUGCCUCCACUGAUGCGUACCCAGCGUACCCGGCCCCCAACUUACUCCAGUGAGGUUCUAAAGAAAAGCAAGCCAGCCAGUCAGGCAGCCAUGCCUUCAUCAUCAUCAUCAUCAUCAUCAUCAUCAUCAUCCUCCUCAACCCCCUCUUCCUCAUUCACCAGGGGCUCCUCAUCCACCACAGGCACCCAUGCUCGGAAAGUCCCUGUCCGGCCAGGAAACAGCAACAGCAACAGCAACAGCAACAACAGCAACAUCAGCAGCAGCAACAGCAGCAGCAGCAGCAGCAGCAGCAGCAGUACUGUCAGACACAUGGAGGACCAGAAUCAUCAGUCUGGGUUCAAACCCAAAGUGGAUAUUUACCCUCGGGGAGGCUCGUCGUCUUCCUCCAGCCCCUUGGAGAAGAGCACCAGUGCCCUCUCACAUUCCUCAGCCCCAAGCCCCAGCUCUGCUACUGCAUCCCGGAUGGCUGACCGCUACUUGAUGCCUCAAGAGGGCCUCGGCUUCAUGCUGUCCAGCAAACACGGCCUAUCAGAGUACAGCCGAGCAAGGGGUUCCCCUCAUCAGCCGCUCCCAAACUCCCACGGCCAGAGGCGAGCUAACGCUUCCAGGCCCAGCGCCAUCACCCACCGCUCCACAGUGGGACACAACUACGGAUCUUCCCAGGCACAUGGAGGCACUCUGCUGAACUCCUCCUCCUCCUCCUCCUCCUCCUCUUCUUCUUCUUCUUUGCCUUCAGAGGCUCGUGGAGAUGUGAAGCAGGAGCCAAUCGCAGAGACACCAGAGACGCCAACUGACAUCCUCGGCUUCCUUAAAAACUACAACCCUCACGAACUGGCUUCGCUCUACCACCGCUGGGGUGCGGCCAAUGCAAUGCUGGAUCCAACUGGGAUGCUGAGGUCUCUGAUGCGGCAGGGACAGUAUUUCUGCUAUGAGUGCGGGAAGAGUUUCAGUCAGCCCAGCCACCUGCGCACUCAUAUGAGAUCCCACACAGGGGAGAGGCCAUUCCUCUGCCAGCUCUGCCCAUACCGAGCAUCUCAGAAAGGGAACCUAAAGACGCACGUCCAGAGUGUCCACCACAUGCCUUUUGACAACAGCCAGUACCCAGACACAAGGAGCUUGUUAUCGAGCCGGGAGGAGCGAGGAGCACUGGCUGCCAAACACCCACCACAACACCACCAACAACAACAACAGUAGACCAUCUGAUAGACCGGGAUCCGGGACCAGACUAGUCAGGGAAUCACACAACCUAAAAAACACCAUGGCCACUUCUAAAAAUCAGAGGAGUCUUCUCCAUGCAUCAUCCUUUAAUGACCUUAGAAGAAUUAUCUACAAUGAAGGCUCUUGUAGUUGUUGUUAUUUUUUUUUAAAUAAGAAGUUAGUUAGAGCUGUGCUAGGCAAUUUUAGCAGCAGAGAAGAGUGUCUUAUGUACUAACGGAAAAAGUUUCUGUCACACAUGUGGGACAUUUGUCUUUCUCCGCACAGAAGAAAUGAAGAGCAAAAAAGUGUCCCCUCAGCAGGAAAGCUGGACUCACCGAGGAUCGAUUUUUUUUGCUACUUUAGUUUGAAGGUUGGCAACACUGAGCUGACUGUGUGUUGUUUACAUCCCUUUUUUAAGGAUUUCUGAAUACAGAAGCCCUCAAAAUUCAAAGAGUUGCUUUUUUUUUUGCUGCCAUUCAAGAGGCACCGACGAGGGAAGUGGCCCAGCGCAGCUUCACGAGAAAAGCAACGUUUUUAUGAAGAGAAGCAAAAAAAAACAAAAAAAAAACUUGAAUGCGACUGCUUGUGUUUUCAUCAAGGACUGUGACAUUGCAUGGCUGCUGUAGUUGCCCCCUCCCCCCCCCACAAUUAAUUUUUUUUUUUCUUAGCUUUAUUUUCUAAGAGUUUGUGCAUUCCUCAGGACACAAAUCAUCAGAGAUUAGAUGAGAAAAACGAUGCUCCGCAGUUCACCAACAGUCAAUUUGCAAAUGAAGACUUGCAUCUGUCUGUCUGUCUUUGUGUGUGUGUGUGUGUGUGUGUGUGUGUGUGUGUGUGUGUCUGCGUGCACAAGUGUGUAAAACUCACCUCCCUCCAGUCCAGAGUGUAAUGUUAGAAGUGCAGUGACCACUCUGAGGCUGUGUAGCUGUUGAUUGGAAGGAAGGAGAGAGAGAGAGAGAGAGAGAGAGAGAGAGAGAGAGAGAGAGAGAGAGAGAGAGAGCGUUAAUGGGGGUGUCUGCUUUAGUGCUCAUUAAAAAGAGUGUGCGUUUUUAAUAGCCAAUAUAGAUGAGCGUACCACUUUUAUGGUCAUUCAAUUAUUGUCCAUUUAAGAGGAAGGGACUGAGUGGAGGCAGUUUUCCUCCAUAACUCCAUCAUAUUAGAGAGUGUUUCCGACACUUCUGACUUUGAGUUAGUCCGACAGUGGCGGGUGCAGGAAGAUGCUAGCUCGGCUGUGGAUUGCACGGAUUAAACUCCGCCUUGUGCACUUGCAAAAGAGAAUAUGGUACUACUUGUGUUAACCAGCAACGUUUUCAUUCAUGCUGCUAAAGGGCAACACGGACCCUUUGGCCUGUUGGUUUUUAAGAGAUGAAAGCUUUGGUACCAAAACCAACCCAGUCUCUCUGGUAGGAAGCCUGUCAGCAGCUCGAAAUACCUUAGCACCUGUGUAACCAGAGGGGUCACAAGUUGCUUCCGGUCUGUGCUAAGCUAUGCUAAGCUCGGCUAAUGAGCCACUUGCUGAUUUUUUAGUGGACAAGCAUGAGAGUGGUAGUAUUCUUAUCUUCUCAUUAUCUAAAACUCUGCAAUUAUGUGAAUAUUUCUGAAAAAUGUGUCAAACUAUUCCUUUACAAGUGACAGGUUGCCUAAAGAGAUAAAUAAAAAAUAAACAUCGACAUCUGUCAGCAACAUGUCCGCUGUUACGGAGCAUGCACAUCCAGCAGAAGAACCUACCAGAGAUAAAGAGCUCAUUGUGUUACCAAAGCAUUCAAGCAGACUAAAACCCCCAUACUGUCAGGUCUAGCUUUUCUUGAAUGGUGAUGUGAAGGUUUGCAUUCUGGGAAGAAAAAGUGAUGAGGUCAUAUAGAUAGAGAGAGAGAGAGAGAAAGAAAGAAAGAAAGAGAAAGAGAGAGCGAGACAGAGUUUAGGAUGUCAGGCUUUCAGAGAGUUUAGAUGGAGACAUUUUGAAGCCAAGUGAAUCGUAGAGCCGCCACAGCCUUAACACAAGUGUGUGUGUGUGUGAGAGAGAGAGAGAGUAUGCAUUUAUGUGUGUGUACGUGCAUCCUAUCCAAACCUCUCCAUACUGUAUAAGUACUGCAGCCACCCUCUAUGCUUUGUAUACUAGCCUACCUCCUUCGCGAUUAAAAGCCUGUUUUUUGUUUUUUUUAACACACAGAAAUUAGAGAGCUAAGUGACCGUGAGGAGGUAUUCACUGAAUUUGACAAAAAGUGUAUCGGAUUAACUUACUAUACCUUUAAGUUUAUUGGCUGGUAUGAAGCCGGGACUGUUCUUCGCUCGGAGGAGAUGGAAAAAGAAGAAGAACAGCAAGGCAGUUAAAAGCCGGACAGAGCAAGAGUGGAACUGUGGAGAGAUUUUUGGAUGCACAGAAUCCAAAUUCAAACCUGUUAAAGAUGACGGAGCAUACAGUACUGUACUUGCCAUCUAUUUUGAGAUCUCAAUAGUUUUUCCAUGAUGAUGAAAAGGUUGCUAUACCAGUGUGUUGUUGGGUUAUGCAUACAUACAUUGUGUGCUUGAAUAUGCCUAAUAAUGCACACAUGUGUAUAUUGAAGGUGUGGGUAGUGAAAAUACUUGAAAAAACGGAUACUCUAGCCUUCGAGGUAGUGUAGUACUAAUACCAAUGUUGUACAGAAUUCCCUUUAAGACUAACUCCUCAGUUAUGAAUUUGUACUCCGAAGUGUGACUUAGAAAAACUAUGAAGCAGGAGCGAGUGUAUGUAAUAUAAAGUGUAUAUCUGUAAUCCACUCUUACCAAACCCUUAUAUACAGCGGUAGAAACCAAAUGGCAUUACUAGUGCACUUCGACUAGGUCACUGCUUUAACCAUUCUCAUUUUGUCCCAUCCUGGCUAAGGUUCCUUUGGGAAUGUCUUUUCAUGGUGCCAGCUUA
This is a messenger RNA of Etheostoma spectabile (orangethroat darter), 7284 nucleotides long. RefSeq names its product zinc finger protein 516. The record is from RefSeq and is a predicted model, not a curated record. NCBI's taxonomy places the organism in Eukaryota, Metazoa, Chordata, Actinopteri, Perciformes, Percidae. Gene Ontology annotation, biological process: regulation of DNA-templated transcription. Gene Ontology annotation, molecular function: DNA-binding transcription factor activity, RNA polymerase II-specific; RNA polymerase II cis-regulatory region sequence-specific DNA binding. Gene Ontology annotation, cellular component: nucleus.